Echinops telfairi (small Madagascar hedgehog) is the source of this 4336-nucleotide messenger RNA. RefSeq names its product E2F transcription factor 7 (gene E2F7). The coding region runs from base 1 to 2730 and encodes 909 amino acids. Gene Ontology annotation, biological process: regulation of transcription by RNA polymerase II. Gene Ontology annotation, cellular component: RNA polymerase II transcription regulator complex. Lineage: Eukaryota; Metazoa; Chordata; Mammalia; Afrosoricida; Tenrecidae. The record is from RefSeq and is a predicted model, not a curated record. Gene Ontology annotation, molecular function: DNA-binding transcription factor activity, RNA polymerase II-specific; RNA polymerase II cis-regulatory region sequence-specific DNA binding. The transcript has 12 exons.
AUGGAUGUAAACUGUUUAACACUGAAAGACCUGAUCAGCCCCAGGCAGCCCAGGCUAGAUUUUGCCAUCGAAGAUGGGGGAAACGCACAAAAGGAAAAUAUCUUCAUCGAUCGGUUGAGGAUGGCUCCAAAGACUCCAAUAAAAAAUGAACCAAUUGAUUUAUCAAAGCAAAAACUCUUUACUCCAGAAAGAAAUCCCAUUACUCCCAUUAAGCUUGUCGACCGGCAGCCGAUAGAGCCAUGGACACCUACAGCAAACCUGAAGAUGCUCAUUAGUGCAGCCAGCCCUGACAUACGGGACCGAGAGAAGAAGAAGGAACUAUUCAGACCCAUAGAAAACAAGGAUGCUGCAUUGACAGUCUCUCUACAGCUUGAUGUUGUUGGGGACAGUGCGGUGGAUGAAUAUGAAAAGCAAAGGCCAAGCAGAAAGCAGAAAAGUUUAGGACUCCUGUGCCAGAAGUUUCUAGCGCGCUACCCGAGUUACCCCCUGUCAACUGAGAAAACUACUCUCUCCCUAGAUGAAGUUGCUGGCAGCCUUGGCGUUGAAAGGAGACGCAUAUAUGACAUCGUAAAUGUGCUGGAGUCGCUGCAACUUGUCACCCGGGUGGCCAAGAAUCAGUAUGGUUGGCACGGACUGCACAGCCUGCCCAAAACCCUGAGGCACCUCCAGAGACUAGGAGAGAAGCAGAAGUAUGAAGAGCAGAUGGCAUACCUCCAACAGAAAGAGCUAGACCUGAUGGAUUAUAAAUUUGGAGAACGGAAAAAAGAGCUCUAUCCAGAUUCCCAGGAACCACAGUUGCUGGAUUUCUCUGAACCUGACUAUUCCUCUUCAUCCGCAAAUAGCAGAAAAGAUAAAUCUUUGAGGAUUAUGAGCCAGAAAUUUGUUAUGCUGUUCCUUGUAUCCAAAACCAAGAUCGUUACUCUUGAUGUGGCUGCCAAAAUACUGAUAGAAGAGAGCCAAGAUACUCUGGAUCAUAGUAAAUUUAAAACAAAAGUGCGGCGCCUCUACGACAUAGCCAACGUUCUGACCAGCCUGGCUCUGAUAAAGAAAGUGCAUGUCACCGAAGAGCGAGGCCGUAAACCUGCCUUCAAGUGGAUCGGGCCUGUGGACUUCGGCACCAAUGAUGAGCAACUAGUGGAUGUUUCUGCAUCUGUCUUACCAGAAUUGGAGAGAAAACCAUAUGGCCAGAUUCAAGUUUGUGCAAAGCAGAGGCUGGCUCGACACAGUUCCUUUAACACAGUUCAGGCUUCUGACAGGAUCAAGAGAAAAGUCAACUCAGAGCCCAGCAGCCCUUACAGAGAACAAGGAUUAGGGGGCUGUUCCUUAGAAAUCGGAAGUCUGGCAGCUAUCUACAGGCAGCAAGUUGAAGAAAAAUGUCAGGGCAAAGCCUUUGCCAGUAAGACGGUGGUCUCGCCAUCAAACAACCUGGACCCUGCUCCUCCUUUCCCUGUCCUUCCUGUUGACUCUGAAUAUUCUGCUAGUUCCUUAGCAAAGCAAGCAUGUUCCGUCCCUCAAACGGAUACACAGGCAUUCUCUACACAGAAUGGUCACAGUGGACAAAUGGGUGUCCCCCCCACUCCCGCAGCCUCUGACGUGGAGAACCUGAAGCCAGCUGUGCUUGCUGGUCAGCCCUUGGUGUACGUGCCCUCCACGUCACUAUUCAUGCUGUACGGGAGCCUUCCAGAGGGUGUGCCCCCCGGCUCCGGCUCAGAGAGGGCGAGCAGAAGCACUGACGGCUCGGCUGCAUCAGAGCUAUCGUCUGUACCCUCAGCUCAGAAGCGUGUCAGGGAGAAGAAGCCUCAAGAGGAGGAAGACCCAGGCAUUAAACGACGCAGUCUGGAGUACGAGGAUGGCCCGCUUUCCCUUGUCAUGCCCAAGAAAACCUCCGAGCUCACAGACUGUGCCUGUCCCAAGACCAGCGGUAACAUAGGAUCUGUGCCCCUGGAAGACAUCCACGUGAAUGGCCAACAGUCUGCUUCAAGGGAGGCUUCAGAAAAGGUUGUAGCAAACUGCCUCAUCGUUUCUCCUGAGUGGUGCGAUCCUUCCAGAAACACAGAGCUCAAAAAGCCUUCGAGAGAGCGUCAAGGCACCAAAGAGCCCCCGUUGCUCCAGUAUCUUUAUGUCCCGUCUCCAGCUGGAUUAAAUGGUUUCAAUGUGCUCUUACCGGGCAGUCAGACCCCUCAUACCGUGGGGCCGUCUUCAAACCAGCUGCCGCCCCUCAACCUUCCUUGCAUGGUCUUACCAUCGCCAGCCCUAGGCCCCUUUCCAGUCCUUUAUUCUCCCACCAUACCUGGGCCAGGUUCUUCAGCUCCUGGCACGCUUCCCAACCCAGGGCAUGUGAAUUUUGGCUUGCCUGGCUUUGGAUCAACAGCCCAUCUUCUCAUCGGCCCUGCAACCAUGCUUAAUCCGAAGUCAUCAAUACUGCCCUCCACAGAUCCUCCCCUUCAGGGCCAGCUCUCACUGAACCACAGCCCAGAGGCACCCCAGUCCUGCUCAGCUGCCCAGCCGGAGUCACCGGUGUACAUGGGGCAUCUCGCCUCAGCAGUGAAGUCACAGCAGUCACCAGCCCCCAUGACUCCCAAGAGCAUGCAGCACACACAUCGUGAGAUAUUCUUCAAGACACCCGGCAGCCUCGGAGACCCUGUUACUAAGAGAAGAGAAAGAACUCCGUCUCGGAAUACCAGCUCAGCCCAGAGAAGACUGGAGAUUCCCAGCGGGGGCGCUGACUAACCUGACACGACCAGGUGGGACGGGACUGGACCACCUCGAACGUUGUCGCUGUGUUGCAAGUGUUACUCUAAGGGUGACCAGAAACCACCCUCAGACCAUCGGUCAUCAGCAUGCUCCUCCUUCCUCUCUUUUUCAUUCACUGGUUCUGUUCAUGCCUCAUCAUCACGAAUCAUCUAUUUUCCUGAGAGUAAUUGUACUUAAUCGCGCAUCUAAUUCUAAGUAGUUUGAGUUCGGACUCUGCCUGGAGUCCCAGUGAAAGGCUUGACUGUCGUGUGGCUUGGGUUCCAGAAGCAGCUGACUGCUCCGCGUAGAUCUGAACAGGCUGCUGGAGCUUGUGGUUUUACUAAGGGUGGGGGUGGCAGGGGGCUGUCUAGCACUUAACGAGGCUCAGCAUUCUUGACACUUGCCCUGAGUAAAUCUGUGGUGGAAAGGAAGAAAAAGCAACUUCCUUGCUGCAGUUUGAAGCCGCAACUGCUUCCUUAGACUUCAGCAGGGAGGCCAGCUGCAGUUGUGAGUCCUCUGGUAUUUAUUUGUCUUUCCUGAAAUGGGAUUUAGUGCAAAAAAAAAGUUUACACCUACAGCAAAACAGAAUUCUUUUCAGGGUAUGACGACUUGAAUGUUUAUACUUAAGAUUGUUUCCUGAAGUUUUCCCUGCACUUACUCUACAUCCUAAUAAUAAUGUGGAUAAAUAUAUAUAUAUAUGUGGCCAAAUGUCAAGACCAAAAUCACUGUGAAGAAGGACACGCUUUGCUGUGGAUGAACUGUGCUCACCUCUCUGGACUGGAGAACUGGGAUAAACUCACGCAGCCCGGGUGCUGCUGCUGGGCUCGCCGUGAACCGGGAGCUUUGAUUCUUCACGGUGAACACGCUCCGGUGGUCACAGUUUCCUUCACUACGUACCCCUGCAUGAUGAUGAUGAUGAUGAUGAUGUAAUUUUUAAUUUAAAUGUUAACUUUAGAGUAGGCAGGUAUGGAUACCUUCUAACAAUUACUGUUCAUAAGCUAAAUCAGGAUGGUAUACAAUACGUGGGGAAUCAGGAUCUGGGUGGAACUUUUGGUAGGAUUCUGAAGAAGAGUAGCAGGAUGGAAUUGACGCAGGACAAUGUGCCAUUCUUUGGUUGCUCAUUCUCUUUCCCUCACCUCUGGAAGGGUGAGAGGGGAAAUCACGGUCUGGUCAGUAUCCAGUUCUCACACCGGAGUCCUAUGGAACUUCUGAAAAGCAAGGAUAAUGAGUACAGCGGUUUGGUGUCCUAGCACAAAUACCAUUCCAGAAGCUAGGAUGCAGUGUCUGUGUUAGAGCACAUGACUAGCAUUGCAGGAAGUAGCCAAGGUAGCUUCUUCUAUUUCCUACCUUUAUUGAUAUUUACCUCAUACUGUCAUCUCAGAGUAAGUGACUUGCUUUCUUUGUUCUUCCCAUCCUUCUAUCCUUUUUCUCUCCCUCCCUGCUUUCUUCCUUUAAAAAUUUCUAUCCUAGAUUUGGAAUCGUGGUGUAGGGUUUUAUUUUCUUUUGGAACCCAAAAUCUUAAGAAUACGAUCAUAUAUACUCGUGUAUAAGCCAAGUUUUUUCAGCACAUUUUUUAUGCUCUUUGUGAUAAAAUUAGGUGCCU